Molecule: messenger RNA, 844 nt
Organism: Carcharodon carcharias (great white shark)
Lineage: Eukaryota; Metazoa; Chordata; Chondrichthyes; Lamniformes; Lamnidae
Gene: tmem134
Product: transmembrane protein 134
Exons: 7
Coding region: 1-516 (171 amino acids)
Source: RefSeq, a predicted model, not a curated record
AUGUCCCCGUUCACCCAUCAGCUCCCCUGGGCCCAUCAACUGUUGGAGGGAGGGGAGGUUGUGUUCUGCCUGACGCCGCUGUCUGUUGUAUUUUUCCAGAAUUUGGAGAAUGAAGAUGCUUUGGAGACCAACAGGAGUCCCGCCUCCUCCACCUAUAAAAUACGUUCGGACCUGGGCAGAUGUUCGACACAAAGUUCGCGAUGGUCGUUCAGCAACAUCAGUAACAGCACCCAGCAAUCGUACCGCGAGUGCCUCAGCUGGGCGAGGCAUCCUCUGAUACAGAAGAACAGGAGAGUGGUGAUUGCCUGCUUUAUCCUGCUCAUUGUCGGACUGGUUCUCGUUCUGGUUGGAGUUGGCCUGCAGGUUCAUCCGAGUUCAGGUGUGUCCAGUGCAAUAUUCUUUGUUCCGGGAUUUCUCCUGCUGAUCCCAGGAGUAUACCACGUGAUCUACAUCUACUGCGCUCUGAAAGGGAAGACUGGAUAUCGUUUUUUCUACCUCCCAUAUUUCGAGAAGUGAGGACAGCCUCCGGAGUAAGGAAACACUUGCUGUGCCAUGAACGGGAUUGGCAGACGGAGAGGGGCCAGGACAUCGGACAGCACUGUAGAUAGUUGUGCCCUCGGUUCACUCAUAUCUUCCAAUGUCUCGACUGGUGAAGGGUUGUCGAUUUCACAGUGAUUUCUCGUCAAAAUUACACUUUCCAAAAUGACAGCUCCAGCCUCACACCUCUCCAUCCAUCCCUCCUUUCCCCAUUCAGUCCCUCUCAACCUCCUCCCCCUCCCUCCCUUCCUGCCUCUUUCAUUCUCCUCCCUUCCCUCACUCUGUCCUUUGGCGCUCUCUCUCCCAC